Messenger RNA from Harpegnathos saltator (Jerdon's jumping ant), 3385 nucleotides. RefSeq names its product histone acetyltransferase KAT7. Gene Ontology annotation, molecular function: histone H3 acetyltransferase activity; transcription coregulator activity; zinc ion binding. NCBI's taxonomy places the organism in Eukaryota, Metazoa, Arthropoda, Insecta, Hymenoptera, Formicidae. The record is from RefSeq and is a predicted model, not a curated record. Gene Ontology annotation, biological process: regulation of transcription by RNA polymerase II. The transcript is spliced from 9 exons. Gene Ontology annotation, cellular component: histone H3-K14 acetyltransferase complex; chromatin; nucleus. Bases 452 to 2875 code for a protein of 807 amino acids.
GACAGAAGGCUUAAGGAAUUUCUAUAUAAAAUUGGUUUUUAUUCUUUUAAAUUUUAGAAGAUAUUCCAAUCAGAUGCAAAAAUUCGCUUAACGUUCAGGGGGCUCUGCAGUAUGCAACGAAUGAAAUAAAUGGACGCAUUAGGACUGUUUUUUAUCGCUGAACUAGUGUACACUUAGGGAACAUAAAAAGAAAUAGAUAUACAUCUAGGAGUUAGUGAAAGGGAGAGAAGAAGAGAAUAAGUGCAAGUUAGUGCAGCCAGUUCAGCAUUAGAAAACAAACCUAUUGAUUGCACUCUAGGUGUAUACGACGCAGGAAACAAAUUUGGGAUGUUUUGGUAGCAAAAGAAAGCUACAAUCAAGUGAUAGUUUUAUUAGUAAAAGUUUACUAAGUUCGGAAAUGUUACAGUGUAGGUGAUAUUCAGCAAUUUGAGCGAAAGGUAGUACCGCGAAAAUGACUCCAAAACGCAAGACGACGAGUUCUGAAUCUUCGUCGACAAGCAGCUCUGGUUCCUCGUCAAGUAGUUCUUCAAGUUCGGAUAGCGAAUCUAGUUCAUCUGAUUCAGAAAACUCCAGUAGUUCUGGCAACAGUCAGAAGGUAUCUGAUACUGAUAGAACUAAGAAGAAACCACCAUUUCCAGCAACACGUCAUGUCAGAUCCAAGACUGAAACAGUUCCUAUACAACCUCUGGAGAAAAAUAAAGACAGGCAACCACCGAAGCCUAGGUCAGUUGUAUAUUCUUCUGAAUCUGAAGAAUCACCCAGCAAAACAAAAUUGCCGCAAAAGAGAAAACCUCCGGCUAAACCAAAAGCUACUGCUACGGUAGCACCAGUUGUUAAAACACAGAGACUUCCUGCAAAAUUGACAGCAGCACCAGCACAGCAUAAAAUAGGACCUGCUUCGAAACCAGUCAACAGCAAAGCCAAUAAAUUUUCUGGUACCACAAGUGCUAAUGGAAAAGCCCCUGAAAAAUCUGGAAAAACAUCGGAACCAGUACAAAAAAGAUUAAAAAAGAAGAGUAUAUUCAGUCCUGAAAACAGCAGUGAGAGCGAAAGCGAAGAGAGAGUCGCCACAAAAGUUAAUACAAUAAAGCCAACCAACAGCUCUGUAAAAUGCUCGAAAAAUCCACCAGCUAAAACCAAGAUAAAUGAUACCAAGCAAAAGCCUGCAGUUGCAAGCAGACCUGUUGCAAAACCCACACAACUACAGAGAUCGGAUAGCUCCGCGAGUUCCAAAAGUUCCGCAUCCUCGGCUAGCACAGACAGCAGUUCUGAUUCGGAAUCGUCCGAAAGUAUCACCAGUACUCAACCUUCACCGAAGAAAAAGGAGACGCAAACAAGCAGUACACUGACGAAUACUAUUAUAACGAGUGUACCACCUAAGAGGCCUUCCGCAACAGUCGCCCCAGUAAAAGCUCAGAAAUGUACGAAACGACAAAAUGCUGUCAAGAGCGAAGACGAUGGAGAUGCGUCUGCAAGCGAGAAAGAGGUGGACGAUCACGGAAAAGUGAACAAUUUGAAAACACCGACUAAGGGUAAGCGAAAAUUGCAGACGCGCAAAGGAAGUAAAUUACUCCAACUGCAAACGAAAGCAGCCAGUGAUUCUGAAUCUGACACAGAGAGCAAGAGAAGCGCCAGCAAAUCCCCUGUCAAACGUGCUGGGCCAUCCACAGGUCCUAGGCAGCCUUUAGUUGCCAGCAGGUCGACCCAGAGCAGUGGUACUACCGUCAACACUACUGGUAACAGAACGAAUCAAGCUCCUUACAAUCGAGCACGCGCGACGAAGGAGCGGGAGUGUCCGCUAGCUGCAACCUGCGACUCGCGGGGCCAUCUUUCUGGCAAGCUCGACUCGCAUUUCACCCUGGACGCGUGUCCGUUGUAUCACAACACGACGCCGCAAACUUGCUUGGAGUUUUAUAAGGAGAGAAAGAAACGGGAAGAGGAGCGUAAGAAAUCCGUGGCGAAUCUAGCCAAGAAAUCACCCAAAGGUGUACAUCAAACAACCGAGCAACGCAAUUAUCAGCUUAAGGUGCGAGAAAUGAGGAACAAGUGGAAGGCCGGUGACGGUAACGACAGCGACAGCGGUAGUGAGAUGCAGGGGAACGAGAAAGACAGGCAGCCUCGGUUGAAUAACCUCACACCCGAUUACGACUUGAAACUAUUCAUGGAGGCUCAAGCGAUAGCGAGCGAAAAAAUCGAAAAGGAAUUGAAAGAACUGGAUUACGAUGGCGAAGGUAGGAACGGCGGCGGCACACGGGUCGUGGAAAUGGGAAAAUGGGAGAUGGAGGUAUGGUAUCAGAGCCCGUAUCCCGAGGAAUUCAGUCGUGCUCCGAAGCUAUAUCUCUGCGAAUACUGCUUGAGGUACGCGAAGAGCCGGCAAGUGCUAAGAAGACACAGGGAGAAAUGUUUGUGGAGGCAUCCACCGGGGCAUGAAGUGUACAGAAAGGAUAAGAUUGGCGUGUGGGAAGUGGACGGCAAACGCUACAAGCAAUAUUGUCAGAAUCUCUGUUUACUAGCCAAAUUCUUCUUGGAUCAUAAAACGCUGUAUUAUGACGUGGAGCCGUUUCUCUUCUACGUCAUGACCAUCGGUGAUUCUGAGGGUUGUCAUACAGUCGGAUAUUUUAGCAAAGUGAGUACAGAGUUUCUAUCGCUGUCGUUAACUGAUGCUCAUUUCUUUUUUUGUCGAAACGAGAUGCGAGCGGACGCGGCAUGUGAAUCUCUUAUACGACUUCGUUUAGAAAUGUUUUAUUGCUAUUUUAAGGCAAUCGCAAGCGAUUCGAUCGAUGUAGGACAAGCUUGCGCACGGAACGAUAUUAAAAGACGCAAUUGGAUACAAAAUAUCGCGAGACUGCUUCAGUUCCACAUGAUAUCGCGAUAAGUUUUCUCUCGACCUCGUCGUCGACAAGUUUUAAUCUCGCGUUACAACUCUGGAUUCCGGCGUCUGGGGCCGGCGUCUGCCGGUCUGUCACCUGAUUCAGACUUAAUUCAGCUUAGCGGUUCGCUGAAAUCCUUGUAUAAGCGCGUUCGCGUCACGCACUUGGGUGCUAAACGCAACGGUGAUAAAGUUGCACGCGAGAUCCUCACGUGAAACAAAUGGAACCGGUCGAAAUCGGACUAUGCCACGUUUAGCGUCGUAAACGAAGCACGAGUACGAACCGUGGCGAACAGCUGAGCAGCUGAAUCGUCGAGUCGUCGAAAAAUAAGAUCAAGCGUAGCGUAAAAGAAACACCGCGCGCGAUGCGGACUGUUCGCUCGCUCUCGGCCUCGCGUAAAGUCGAGUCCCGGACUCGGACAGCCGGCAACGGGGAGUGGCAUUAAUGCUCGGCACGUGUGUUUACAGGCACGGUCGUGCAUGCACGUAUUGUCGGUUGGCCUCUCUCUCUCUCUC